AUGGCAACGAAAUCCUCCAAGAAAUUAAAACAGAAAAUGAUCGACUCACAUCUCAGCUCGCAACAAACGGAGCACUUAUGUGACCAAGAUGGCGCCGGAACGCAUGGUUCACCCACAUAUGAAGCAGAAACGGAAGACAUCCUGGGUUGCCACAGCAGUGAAUCCUCAAUCCCUGCCACAAAUGCCUCAGUGAGUACCAUGCUUGACAAACUAAAAUCAGCCUUAUUCUCAGAUCUCCAACGCAUAGCAGCAGACAUUAGAGCUGACAUACAAGCAAUAGGGGACAGAAAAGCUCACCUGGAAGAAAUGACAGAGGGCAUCUUAACAGCCCACAUUGAGCUAGCAGAUGCACAUACAGCACUGGAAAACAAAGUUAAAUACCUGGAAGGAAAAAUUGCAGAUAAUGAGGAUAGAGAUAGACAGAACAACAUAAGGAUACGUGGAAUACCUGAAAAUAUAGGUCCACAAGAUCUCACACACUACGUACAGAAGUUGUUCAAAUCUCUAAUCCCAUCAUUAACAGAUGCGGAUCUUCGCUUGGACAGAACCCACAGGCUACCCAAGCCAAGACAUCUGCCCACAACUACCUCAAGGGACGUCAUAACCAGACUCCACUAUUUUACAGUCAAAUAAUGCAGACAUCAAGACUUAAUUAAUCUCUCCCUGAAGAGUACUCAAACAUAAAAUUGUUUAUCAACCUCUCAGCAGCAACAAUGAACAAAAGGCGCUCAUUCACAUCGAUCACGACAGCCCUCAGAAAUGCCAACAUCUUAUACAAAUGGGGAUUCCCUACCAAACUGCUCGUCAAACGCAACGGAACAGACCGCGCAAUCCUCACGUCUGAAGAUGGCAUACAGAUUCUGGAAGAUUGGAACAUUCCUAUCCCUGCUCCGCAGAAUGAAAAACAAAAGACUGAUACACCGCCACCAUGCAAAAUGGCGAGAGACUGGCAACAAGUCCCUUGGAUCAACAAUACUCCACAAGGCCGCAGAAACUAUCAGCCUUGA
Pelobates cultripes (western spadefoot toad) is the source of this 1007-nucleotide messenger RNA. NCBI's taxonomy places the organism in Eukaryota, Metazoa, Chordata, Amphibia, Anura, Pelobatidae. The record is from the annotation of a GenBank genome assembly.